Molecule: messenger RNA, 3471 nt
Organism: Aquila chrysaetos chrysaetos
Lineage: Eukaryota; Metazoa; Chordata; Aves; Accipitriformes; Accipitridae
Product: zinc finger protein 345-like
Exons: 3
Coding region: 10-2589 (859 amino acids)
Biological process (GO): regulation of transcription by RNA polymerase II
Cellular component (GO): nucleus
Molecular function (GO): RNA polymerase II cis-regulatory region sequence-specific DNA binding; DNA-binding transcription activator activity, RNA polymerase II-specific
Source: RefSeq, a predicted model, not a curated record
GGAGGAGGGAUGGAGGAGGAGCAGGAGCAGGAAGAGGAGGAGGAAGAGGAGGAAGGCUUCACCGCAUCCGGCUCACACGAGGAGCCGCCUCCCCGGGGACCACCGAGCGCCCCGCAUCCCCCCCGUGUGUCCCCCCCCGGGAGCAUCGCCCCCCGCCCGGGCUCUGCCCCCGCAGCUGACGGGAUGGCGGAUGGGAAGGAAAAGAGUCUGGAGGAACCAGAAGGAUCUGAGCUGUUUUGCGACCCAUUUGAGGUGGACAUUCCCCAAGAGCUAAACCCAAUGGUGCAGCACGACUGUGAGAGUCAACCACAACAAGCCCCUGAAGAACCAAGUAAGGCCGUCCAUGGACGCCCAUCACCGCGGAAGGGUGGACGGCUGCAAGCCCGCCGUGGGAGCCGUGCAACGAAGAAACCCUAUAGCUGCAGCAAGAGUGGGGCCACCUACGAGGCACCCUAUAGCUGUCCCGACUGUGGGAAGCUCUUCAGUCGGAGGUCCUUCCUCAUCCCCCACCAGCGCAUCCACACCGGCGAAAAGCCCUUCACCUGCCACGAGUGCGGGAAGGGUUUCCGAGUUGGGUCAGCUCUCAACAAGCAUCAACGGAUCCAUACGGGUGAGAAACCCUAUAAGUGCUCGGACUGCGGGAAGCGUUUCCGUCUCACCUCCACCCUUAGCACCCAUCGGAAGAUCCACACCAGGGAGAAACACUAUGUCUGCCUCGUUUGCGGAAAGACUUUUCGGUUGAGUGCGUAUUUACAGGCCCACGAAGCCACCCAUAGCGUAGACAACCCUUUUCGGUGUCUUGCAUGCGGGAAGAACUUCAGCUUGAGACGGUACCUGGCCAUUCAUCAGCGGAUCCAUACGGGAGAGAAGCCGUUCAAGUGCUCGGUAUGCAGGAAGGUCUUCAACCGGAGAUCCACCCUUAUCGUUCACCAGCGGGUCCACACCGGGGAGAAACCCUACAAGUGCCCUGAAUGCGGGAAGGGCUUCAUCAUGAGUUCAGACCUCCUCGCCCAUCGGAGAAUCCACACCGGGGAGAAACCCUACAACUGUCUCAACUGCGAUAAAAGCUUUCGCUUGAGCUCCCACCUCACGAGACACCAGCGAAGCCACACCGGGGAGAGACCGUACAAAUGUAUGGAUUGCGGGCAAAGCUACACAGACAGCUCUGGACUCAUCAAACACAAGAAGAUCCACAUGGAAAAGAAGCAGAGGGCAUCUCAGGGAGCCCACGCCGGGGAGGGACGUUAUAAAUGCCCCUACUGUAGUAAGAGCUUCUAUGCAAAGUCAGCUCUGGUCCUUCACCGGGCUACCCACGUCGGAGAGCGACCCUAUAGAUGCUCCAAGUGUGAGAAGACCUUCAGCCACAGUGCAACCCUACUGAAACACCAACGAAUCCAUACGGGGGAGAGACCCUUCAAGUGUCCCAACUGUGAGAAGUGCUACAACGAUGGCUCAACCCUUCGGAGACACCAGAGGAGCCACACUGAGGAGAAACCCUAUAAGUGUCCCAGUUGUGAGGAAUGUUUCGGUGCCAUUGCAGCUCUCCUGAAGCAUCAGCGGUUCCACACCGAGGGGAGACCUUACAGAUGCUCUGACUGCGGGAAAAAUUUCCACUCUAAUUUUCUCCUCGUCACCCACCAACGAAUCCACACGGGAGAAAAACCCUACACCUGCCCCAUCUGCAACAAAACCUUCCGCCAAGCCUCCCACUGUACGAGGCACCAGGAGAUUCACAGGAGGACCAGGGAAAGACCGACUAUCUGCGAGGAAUGCGGCCGGAGCUUCAGCCGUAGCUCGAACCUGGUGGUCCACCAGCGGUUGCACGCCGGCGAGAAGCCCUACAAGUGCUUGGAGUGCGGGAAGAGCUUCAGCCGUAGCUCCCACCUCAUCACCCAUCAACGUCUGCACACCGGGGAGAAGCCCUACAAGUGUCCUGACUGCGGGAAAAGCUUCAGCGACAGCUCCACUCUCAUCACCCACCAACGCUUGCACACCGGUGAGAAGCCCUACAAAUGCCCUGAUUGCGGCAAGGGCUUCAACCAGAGCUCCAACCUCACGUCCCACCAACGCACCCACACUGGGGAAAGACCCUACAAGUGCCCAGAGUGCGGGAAGAGCUUCAGCGUCAGCUCCUACCUGAUCCGCCACCAGAAGAUCCACACCGGGGAGAGACCCUAUAAGUGCGAGGAGUGUGAGAAGACGUUCAGCCAGAGCUCCAGCCUCAUCAUCCACCAGCGUGUCCACACCGGGGAGAAGCCCUACAGAUGUGUUGACUGUGGGAAGUGGUUUAGGAACAGCUCGGACCUCAUUAGGCAUCAGCGGACACAUACGGGUGAGAGACCCUACCGCUGCACUGACUGCGGGAAGAGCUUCAACCGCAGCUCCAACCUGAUGACCCACCAACGCAUCCAUACCGGGGAGAAGCCCUACGAGUGUCCUGAGUGCGGUAGGAGCUUCACCGUGAGUUCUGCCUUGAUUAAACACCAAAGGACCCACCGGGAAGGGAAGCCCUAUGAGUGCCCCGACUGCGGGAAGAGCUUUAUCCGCUGUUCAAACUUCAUUACCCAUCGAAGGACCCAUGUUGGGUAGAGACCUCGUGACCCAUGUUGGGUAGAGACCUGGCUGGUGGUCCCCACAUCUUCCUGGUUCCCCAUAGGGACCCGGAUGAAUGCAGGUAGGAACAUCCAUUUGCUGAGAUGGGCUCAGCUGUGGGAUGCAGACCAAUGGCAGAAAUUCAUUAGGAAGAGUGGACUCAUUGGCUUUAGACUCUAAAAAGUCACAUCUGCUUGGGCCAAUAAUUUCUUCUGGUGGCAUCAAGCAACACCAUAUGGACCGCGGGCUUCUUCCACAGCCAAAUGGUGAAUGGAUUUGGGCACAGACCAAGAUUUUGAAGACACUACUUGGGACUCAGCUUCUUCGGGAAGGAAGAAGUGGGGUGGAAACGGUCCCACAACCCUGUUGGGACACACCAGGCUGAGUUCUUCCUCAUUUACAGGUUUGGGUUUUUUUUCACAUGAUGUUAUUCGGUAGCAUCAUGCAACCUCUGUCCUGCCCAUCUACGGUUCAUCUUUGGAUGACUAAACUCUUGAAUUGUCCAAAGGGCUUCAGAAGAGGCUCCUGCAACAUCUUAGGGAUGGAGAUGGGCACAGCCCAACUCCACGUCCUACUCUCACUCCCUUUGUGCUGCCAAAAAUAAACAAGAACUCAGCUGCAAUAAACUUUUUCUUCACUCACCGCCUUGGUAUGGCCUUGUUGAACCCACACCACCUCGUUUUCAUCCAGGCUGGGGCUUGGCCAUCUCUAGGGUUGAAUUUUCCUAAUGGUGCUGAAAGGAUGGGAGUGGUGGGACAACUCCAUGGAUGGGUGGAGGGUGAGAAGGACACAUGGGCUUGUGGUGUCCAUGUUUUGGAAGGAUGCUGCACCCCUAUGACCAUCGGCGCCAAAUAAACCUCAUCCAUGGUUUGGUUUGAA